AUGUGGGAUCAAUGGCAUGUAAUAAAACGUGAGAGAGAUGAGAGGGGGGAGAAGCAGGAAUUGCUUCCGAGAGGGUUGAUUGAGGAGUUGGAGUGGUUGAUUGAUAUACGUGGAGGAGCGGGGACGGGUGGGUGGUAAGUUCGACUCUUUUCCUUUCUUGAGGACCUUUUCUGGGGUUUCUUUGAGUAUCUCGCUUAUUCCCUCUUUUAUUCCAACACCAUCACCAUCUUCAUCCCAAAACCAAACAAAAAAAGCACACUCAAAGACACGCUCAAGUCAAAUAAACUAACAUUCAAACCCCUCAAAAACAGGACAAUAGACUCCGCAACCAGAUUCCAAAAGAAGAAAGAACUCCAUCUCUACAUCACAAAACCCAUCACGGGUCCAAUCGACAACUUAGCCGAAAGCAGGGGGUUUAUCCCUCGGAAUCCCCUGGGGUUCUCGGAGACGGAAGAACGGAUAGCGUUGAGACCGGAUAGGGAGUUGGGGAGGAGGAGGCAGGGGUGGUAUCCUGAUGGGGAUUUAUGUUUGAGGAGAGUGAUUUAG
Messenger RNA from Hymenoscyphus albidus, 546 nucleotides. The record is from the annotation of a GenBank genome assembly. NCBI's taxonomy places the organism in Eukaryota, Fungi, Ascomycota, Leotiomycetes, Helotiales, Helotiaceae.